CCGCGGCGGUAGGGGGCGCUGUGAGGCGGGGCGCGCACCUCCCGCGGGCCGCGCAAAUGGCGGCGCAAGGCCCCGGGCCUGGGCCGGGGUCAGCCCCGGGGCUGGAGGCGGCGCGGCAGAAGCUCGCGCUGCGGCGCAAGAAGGUGCUGAGCGCCGAGGAGAUGGAGCUGUACGAACUGGCGCAGGCGGCGGGCGGCGCCAUCGACCCCGACGUGUUCAAGAUCCUGGUGGACCUGCUCAAGCUGAACGUGGCCCCCCUUGCCGUGUUCCAGAUGCUCAAGUCCAUGUGUGCUGGGCAGAGGUUGGCGAGCGAGCCCCAGGACCCUGCGGCCGCGUCUCUGCCCACGGCGAGCGCGCCUGAGCCCCGAGGGAGAAACAAAGGCGGCACCACGCUUGGUGGAACACCAGGCCUAGCAGAACGCAGCAGCCGGGAAGGACCCAGCCAGAGGACACCCCGCCAGCCCAGUGCCACCAGGCUGCCCAAGGUGGGCGGGCCUGGCAAGAGCCCCACCCGGAGCAGCUCCUAAGGACUGGCAGGGACUUGACACACAGAGGCCUGCUGAGGUUUCACAUCCUCCCAGCAAAGACUGUAUUAUAUUCCAAUCAGGUGAUAAUGAACUGUUCUGAACAGCAGAGGGUCCACAUCAGAUGUUCUCUAUCACUUUUGAAUAAAUUAAGGUACAAAGACUUAGAAUGAGUUCUUUGUGCUGGUCCUGGUUAUGCUACAGCUGAACUCACCAAGUGACUUAAACUUGGAUAACUUCCUGGCCCCGAUUUUUAAGUCUGAGAGAAAUAAUGUAUUGACAGGUCUUUUAUAAACAGACAUCAACACACUUCAUUCCAAGCAAAAGGUACAGCCAAGC
Messenger RNA from Otolemur garnettii (small-eared galago), 863 nucleotides. RefSeq names its product mitotic-spindle organizing protein 2B. Gene Ontology annotation, cellular component: centrosome; spindle. The transcript is spliced from 3 exons. The record is from RefSeq and is a predicted model, not a curated record. Lineage: Eukaryota; Metazoa; Chordata; Mammalia; Primates; Galagidae. The coding region runs from base 57 to 527 and encodes 156 amino acids.